AUGAAAGAAAAAACCAAUAUGCCAUUUAAUCUUUCCCCUAAAGUUUUUACCUUUUUUCUCCUAAUAUCUGCCUGGAAAUUUCCCUUCGAGUCAUGUGCCUCCUACAAAUGGAACAGGAACAGUGAAAUAAAUAAUACACUAGGUAUGCAACAUGGAAGAAUGUUAAAGGGAGAAGCGGUUGUGCAGAAAAAAGCAACAUAUUCAAAAUUAAAAGAAGAAUUAGUGGAUAUAUUGGAAGAAGAAGAUAAAGAUUUGUUUGGAAAACGACUAAAUGCAUUAAUAAAUGACAGCAAUUAUAAGCAACAAUUUAAUAUUUUGCUUAAUAAUGAACAAUUAAAAGGAUUAUCUGAUUUUGCAAAAAUUAAUGAUAGAAUAAAAAAACAAUAUGCUCCACAUUCUGAAGAAUCAGAAGAUGUAGCUGAUGUAAGAACACUUAAAAAGCCAAAUGAAAUUUCUGUUGUAGAAAAUCCUAAACAAAUUGGGAAAGUAACAGAUUUAGCUAAAUAUAAGAAUCCAAGAAUAGCAGAGGAGGUAUCCAAAUUACAUCAAUUGGCAAAAAACGCUGAUGAUGUAGCAAAAUUUCGUAAAUGGCACAAAGAGUCCAGUAUUUCCAAUUUGGAUAACGAAUUAAGAAUAAAUCAAGACAAACAAAAAUUGAAAAAUGCAUCUAAUAAAUCCAGUUAUGGAAAUAAAUAUCCCAUAGGCUUUGACUCUGUAGAUGAUUUGGAAUCAUUGGAUCUUAAUGAAGACAAUGAAGACGAAGACGAUGCAUAUAAAUCUGAUUUAGAUGAAACAGAUAAUGAAUCUUGUUUUGAUAUUGAUGAAUUAAAAGAAAAUCAUGACAAAGUUGUAUAUCUUGAUGAUGAUGGAAAUUGUAUAAGUGCUGAAGAAUACAUGAUAAAUCAAAUUAAUGAAAAAACUGAAAGGGUUCAUAAAAAUGAAAAUAUUGCAAAACAUGAUGAACAAAAAUCUGAAAAAAUAAAUCCUAAAAUAAAUCCAACUACAUCUGAUAAGCAGCCCCCGAAAACAACAUAUUAUAUCAAUAAUAAAAAAGUUCUUAAAGGAGAAGAUUUGCGUAAAUAUAAUAAAACAGAAACUUCGAAUCAAGGAAAUGUCAAAAGUGAUCAAAAAACUAUACAUAAUGAGAAGAAAAAUAAUAAUAAACAAAGUAAUUCCUUUAUGCGUAAACUUUUAAGAAGAAUAGAUUCCAAAAUUGAAUUAGAAAUGUUACGUUACUUGAAUAUUCAAUCCAAAGGCCAAAAUAACAAUUCUCAAAAAAGCCAAAAUAAAGUACUAAAAUCUUUUAAAAUUAUGAACAAAUAUAGAGUAUUUUCCCCACUAGUCGCACUUGGAAUCUUUUCUUUAAUGUUAUCAGCUCGCUAUUACUAUAUGGAAUAUUUCACUUCGUCACCUAUAUUUUCUAUUAUAUUACAUAUUUUGGUUUAUGGUUUGUAUGCUCUUCUGGCAUUAUACUAUGUUGCAAAAUUAGCAAAAAUGACACGCGUAAAAAGAAAUUUGGAAAAAUCUAAUGAAAAGAAGAAAUUAGAGAACUCUAAGACUAAAUAA
Molecule: messenger RNA, 1566 nt
Organism: Plasmodium gonderi
Lineage: Eukaryota; Apicomplexa; Aconoidasida; Haemosporida; Plasmodiidae
Product: Plasmodium exported protein, unknown function
Exons: 2
Coding region: 1-1566 (521 amino acids)
Source: RefSeq, a predicted model, not a curated record